Capsicum annuum is the source of this 2108-nucleotide messenger RNA. RefSeq lists its product as uncharacterized. Gene Ontology annotation, biological process: response to desiccation. Gene Ontology annotation, cellular component: cytosol. NCBI's taxonomy places the organism in Eukaryota, Viridiplantae, Streptophyta, Magnoliopsida, Solanales, Solanaceae. The transcript is spliced from 3 exons. Bases 912 to 1874 code for a protein of 320 amino acids. The record is from RefSeq and is a predicted model, not a curated record.
GUGAAUAUAUAAAGCCUUUUAAAUCGGGAAAUAAUUUUUGUAGUCGAAGUUUGCUUCUUCUGAUCAUUAAAAAUGAGGAUAAUAAAAUACCUUAUGGGUUGUCCAUAAAAAUUGAAAGAUAAAGAUUCUUAGUAACCUCUCUUCAUUAUUUUUUAGAACCAACAAUACUAUGAAUUUAUGAAUGAACAGUAAGAGAAGGAUUAAUAAACGGAAAGAACGAAAAAAGUAUUUGAUUUGGCACAUAUAAUUUUGUUCAUCGGCCUUUAGUCCUUUUGGAUUUGUUUUCAACUCUAUUCAUAUAAUACAAUUGUGGUGGUUUGACGUCGGAGGUUGCUGCUCCGACGAUGGCUCAAAUGACAUAUUCAUGAUUUCAUAGUGUAGAAAUUGCCAUUAAUGAAGGUGAAGUGUGAAGAGGAAAAUAUGUUCAUAUCUUUGUUAACAGAAGAGCUUCUCUCUUAGAUUUAGAAGAAAACAACUUUCAGAAAAUCAGCAUGAAUUUAGGUCCUUUCGAUUAACAUGAGUCGGGUAUAGAUUUUAUUUUUAAAAAUAGUUUAUUCUAUUGAAUUUGGGACCAUAUAUUAAAUUGAGGGGUAGAUAUAAAAACUUUUUUAACGGUGAGGACAAAUAUAGCUGCAAAGUAUGAUUAAAGUUAAAAUUGAUCAAUUAUUAAAAGUAGAGUGGUAAAUUUGAUUUUUUUUCUUUUAAAUUAAAGACAUAUUUCAGAAUGUUAUGUCCACGGACUCCACACGGGGAAGACAUGUGUUGACAGUACCGAGAACCACUUGUAUAUCUUGUACUUACCUUUCUUUCCUUAUAAGUCUACAGACUCCGAUCGUUACGCUUCUCUGCAACAAAAUCAACAAGCUUUGUAGCAAAUUCCAUUGGCAAAGGUCAAUUAAGUUCUAGCCGGUAUGUCGUCUUCGGAAAAUCCAGAGGUUGUCGAAAGGAUUUUCAAGGACAAGGACAAGGAGGAGAAAGAAGAGAAGAAAGAUGAGGAAAAGGGUGGCUUCAUUGAAAAAGUCAAGGACUUCAUCCAUGAUAUUGGUGAGAAAAUCGAGGAAACAAUAGGUUUCGGGAAACCAACUGCGGAUGUCUCUGGAAUUCAUAUUCCUCAUAUCAAUCUUGAAAAAGCUGAAAUAGUUGUUGAUGUGCUUGUGAAGAAUCCGAACCCCAUCCCAAUUCCUCUCAUUGACAUAAACUACUUAAUUGAGAGUGAUGGAAGGAAACUGCUCUCUGGAUUGAUCCCUGACGCUGGAACGAUCCAGGCACAUGGUUCAGAGACCGUCAAAAUACCACUUAAUCUGGUUUAUGAUGACAUCAAAAGUACAUACCACGAUAUAAAGCCUGGAAGCAUCAUUCCAUAUAAGAUCAAGGUUGACCUCAUAGUUGAUGUGCCUGUUUUUGGUAGGAUAACUAUUCCUCUUGAGAAAAAUGGAGAGAUUCCUAUACCUUACAAGCCAGAUAUUGAUGUUGAGAAAAUCCAUUUCAAGAGGUUCUCUUUUGAGGAAACUGUAGCAGUUCUUAAGUUAAAGCUGGAAAACAAGAACGACUUUGAUCUGGGGCUCAAUAGCCUUGAUUAUGAUCUUUGGCUCUCCGAUGUGAAUGUUGGUGGUGCAGAGCUUGAGAAAUCAGCUAAACUUGAAAAAAAUGGAAUCACCUAUAUUGAUCUCCCCAUAACCUUCAGGCCCAAGGACUUUGGCUCUGCUCUUUGGGACAUGAUCAGAGGGAGAGGCACUGGCUAUUCCAUGAAAGGUAACAUAAAUGUGGACACACCCUUUGGAGCAAUGAAGUUGCCCAUUAGCAAGGAAGGGGGUACAACCAGUUUCAAGAAGAACAAAGAAGACGGCGGAGACGAUGAUGAAGAUGAGGAUUGAAGUUGGAGAUCACUGUCGCGAGAGCGACACUUGUUUGAAGCAUGAGCUUUAUAGAGGAAAUGUCAUCUGCUGGUGGGGGAUUUUUAGACCCCGAAAUAAAUAUAAACUUAAACUUGGAUGUGAAAUAUGUCUGCUUUGUAGGUUAUUAUUGAAUUGUGUCUCCCUGCCUGUGUAACUUAUUGUGAUUGAUAUCGUGCUGAAUUGUUUGUUGUUAUUAUUGUGGUUGAUACGCUA